Molecule: messenger RNA, 2392 nt
Organism: Diceros bicornis minor
Lineage: Eukaryota; Metazoa; Chordata; Mammalia; Perissodactyla; Rhinocerotidae
Product: antigen WC1.1-like
Exons: 13
Coding region: 1-2364 (787 amino acids)
Cellular component (GO): membrane
Source: RefSeq, a predicted model, not a curated record
AUGCCCAUGUAUUGUGCAGUUUUCUCGGGCUCUGUAGAUCCCAGGCCCUUAGAUGAGGAAUGCACUUCUCUAACCAACCCCAAACUAUAUGUUCCUGGAUUUGUGCGUCUGGUUGGUGGGGAUGGACCCUGCUCAGGGCAAGUGGAAGUGCAUUCUGGAGGAGACUGGACUCCAGUGUCUGUUGGGAACUUCACACUUCCCACUGCCCAGGUCAUCUGUGCAGAGCUGGGGUGUGGCAAGGCUGUGUCCGUCCUGGUAGAUGUGCCCUUCAAAGUGUCAGAUGGACGAGUCUGGGCUGAAGAGUUCCGGUGUGAGGGGAAGGAGCCUGAACUCUGGUUCUGCCCCAGAGUGCCCUGUCCAGGAGGCACUUGCCACCACAGUGGGGCUGUUCACAUUGUCUGCUCAGUGUACACAGAAGUCCGGCUUGUGAAAAAUGGCACCCCUCAGUGUGAGGGACAAGUGGAGAUGAAUAUUUCUGGAAAAUGGAGAAUGCUCUGUGCUUCCCACUGGAAUAUGGCCAAUGCCAAUGUUGUCUGUCAUCAGCUUGGCUGUGGAGUUGCCACCUCUACCCCAAAAGGAGCAUACUUUGUGGAAGGAGGUGAUCAGAUCUGGAAAGCCCAAUUUCACUGCUCAGGGGCUGAGUCCUUCUUGUGGAAUUGCCCUAUGACUGCCCUGGGCAUUCCUGACUGUACCCAUGGAAACACAGCCUCUGUGAUCUGCUCAGGAAACCAGACCCAGCUGUUGGCCCAGUGCAACGACUCCAUGUCUGAACCAGCAGGAUCUGUAGCCUCAGAGGAGAGCGCUGCCAACUGCUCAGAGAGCAGACAGCUCCGCCUGGUGGAUGGGGGUGGUCCCUGUGCCGGCAGAGUGGAGAUCCUUCACCAGGGCUCCUGGGGCACCAUCUGUGAUGACAGCUGGGACCUGAACGAUGCCCACGUGGUGUGCAGACAGCUGGGCUGUGGAGAAGCCCUCAACGCCACAGUCUCUGCUCACUUCGGGGCGGGAUCAGACCCCAUCUGGCUGGACGACCUGAACUGCACAGGAAAGGAGACCCACGUGUGGAAAUGCCCUUCCCGGGGCUGGGGGCAGCAUGACUGCAGGCACAAGGAGGACGCAGGGGUCAUCUGCUCAGAGUUCCUGGCCCUCAGGAUGGUGAGCGAGGACCAGGAGUGUGCUGGGUGGCUGGAAGUUUUCUACAACGGGACCUGGGGCAGUGUCUGCCGCAGCCCCAUGGAAGCCAUGACCUUGUCCAUGAUCUGCAGACAGCUUGGCUGUGGGGACAGUGGGACCCUCAACUCUUCUCUUGCCUUUAGAGAAGGUUCUAGACCCCGGUGGGUAGAUGGAAUCCAGUGUCGGAAAACUGAUACCUCUCUCUGGGAGUGUCCUUCUGACCCUUGGAAAUACAGUUCAUGCCUUCCAAGACAGGAAGCUUAUAUCAUGUGUACAGGAAUGAGACCCAAGAGCUGUCCAACUGCUGCCCCCUGCACAGACAAAGAGAAGCUCCGACUGAGGGGAGGAGACACCAAGUGCUCAGGGAGAGUGGAGGUUUGGCACGAGGGCUCCUGGGGCACCGUGUGUGAUGACUCCUGGAGCCUGGCAGAGGCCGAGGUGGUGUGUCAGCAGCUGGGCUGUGGCUCUGCCCUGGACGCCCUGCCGAGGGCGGCGUUUGGCCCAGGAAAUGGGAGGAUCUGGCUGGAUGAGGUGCAGUGCAGGGGCAGGGAGUCCUCCCUGUGGGCCUGUGCUGCGAAGCCCUGGGGGCAGAGCAACUGCAAGCAUGAGGAGGAUGCUGGAGUGAGGUGCUCUGGUGAAAGAACAACAUUGCUCCCCACUACAGCAGGGACCAGACCAGGCGCCCAUCCUGUCUCUGCCAUCUUCUCCCUGCCUGGGAUCCUCUGCCUCAUCCUGGGGGCCCUUCUCUUCCUGGUCCUUGUCAUCCUGGUGACUCAGCUGCACAGAUGGAGAGUGGAGCGCAGAGCCUUGGCCAGUUUCGAAGAUGCUGUUGAUCAGCCUGUGUACGAGGAGAUUGAUUCUCUUGUAACAAUGAAGAUGAAGGAUCUGCUGGGCAGCCCAGAACCCCCACCUCCGAGGACUGAUGCCCCUAGUGAGGGUUAUGAUGAUGCUGAAGAGGUACCAGUGCCUGAGGCUCCUCCUGCCUCUCAUAUGAGUGAGGGGGAUGUGCCCCCAGAAGAGGAGAAUGGCAUGAGGGCCUCUCAGACAGGCUCUUCUCUACAGUUCCCUAAAGAGGCGGCUGAUCCUGGGAAAGGAGAAGAUAGCCCUUGGCUGCUCCAGGGGGAAGAAGAGUACCCUGGGUAUGAUGAUGUUGAGUUAAGUGCCCCUGGAAAAUCUACAGUGGCUUCCCUGUGAUGCUGUACAAAAAUGAAAUGAGGCCACA